CGAUCAUAGAAGAACGCGAGUCUAUCGCCAAAGCUUUGAACUCAAUACGCGAAGCUGGAGGCAAAGGUGUGAAAGCUGGACUAGAUGCAGCUGCAACUGGUUUCGACAUCUUCCUCGUCGUGCCCAAGUUUGGAAGAAACGUAUUGGUCAGUUCGGCCAACGCCGCUUCAUCUGGGCAGACCGAAAUCAAAGAACAUCGACGCCGCAACAUUCCGCGGUUUAAUCGAGGUUGGCUCAGAUGGGGCAGCUACUGACAACAGGAAGGGAAACAAAGGAUUUGGUGAUGCAUUGGUAUUUGGUGGAGACGAUGGCGAUGGCGAUGGCAUUAAAAUCGAUGGACCAAAAAUUUCUGGCUCUGUUGGGAAAGGGACCGCAGAGAUAGAGGCAAAACAAGAUACUGAGGACAAAGUCAUCGACGAGAAGUGGAGGCCAUUCUACGAUCCCGAUAACAAGAACAUAUUCGGGCAAACAUUUCCGGCACCUGAGGAAGUUCCGAAGAUCCCAAAACGUCCUGGAAUGAACUUCCCAGAACCAGAACCCGAAAGACCAAUAACUGGUGGACACGGUGGACAUGGAAGCAAUGGUGGAUUCGAGUUUCCGUCUGUAAAGACAGAUGCCCCCGUCAACGGAGGACAUGGUGGAAACGGUGGAUUCGAGCAGCAAACACAGGGACACGGUGGCCACUCCGGAAACGGUGGAUUCGAGCAGCAAACUCAAGGACAUGGCGGACAUGCUGGAAACGGUGGCUUCGAGCAGCAAACUCAAGGAUACGCUGGAAACGGCGGGUUUGAGGUCACUGAGAGCUGGAUCAACGGUGGACACUCCGGAAACGGUGGAUUUGAACAGCAAACUCAAGGCCAUGGCGGACACGCUGGAAACGGCGGAUUUGAAGUGACUGAGAGCUGGAACGACGGUGGACACUCCGGAAAUGGUGGAUUCGAGCAGCAAACUCAAGGCCAUGGCGGACACGCUGGAAACGAUGGAUUCGAGCAGCAAACUCAAGGACACGCUGGAAACGGCGGAUUUGAAGUGACUGAGAGCUGGAACAACGGUGGACACUCCGGAAACGGUGGCUUCGAGCAACAAACUCAAGGACACGGUGGACAUGCUGGAAACGGCGGAUUUGAAGUGACUGAGAGCUGGAACAACGGUGGAUACGCUGGAAACGGUGGAUUUGAAGUAACUGAAAGCUGGAACAACGGUGGACACUUAGGAAACGGAGGAUUUGUACAGGGUGGAGACAAAGACAACAGUUAUGAGCAGACAGAGACCUCAAACGGACACGGUGGACACGGUGGACAUGGUGGAUUUGAUACAACCUAUAAGCCAACGACUCAAAAAUACAACCCCUGCAAUGGCAACAAACACGGCGGAAUCAUUGGCGGAAUUCUCGGCGGCUGGAAAGACAAGCUCCACGGCUGCACGGAAACCAACAACGGUUACGAAGACAAGACAGAGAGCUCGAACGGACACGGUGGACACAAUGGACACAGUGGAUUUGAAACCACCUACAAGCCAACGACUCAAAAAUACAACCCCUGCAACGGCAACAAGCACGGUGGAAUCAUUGUUGGAAUUCUCGGCGGCUGGAAGGACAAGCUUCACGGUUGCACGGAAAGCAACAACGGUUAUGAGGACAAGACCGAGAACUCGAAUGGCCACAAGUUGCCCGGACAUGGUGGAUUCCAACAGCAGACCGAAAGCUCGAAUGGCCAUUACCCGAACAACGGCGGAAACAACGGACACGACGCCAUCAAGGAUUCAGUGGACAAGGCCGUGAAUUCUGUCAAGGAGGCCGGCGAGAAAGUAGUCGAGGCUGGCAAGGACGUCGUCGAGGCCGGAUGGAAGAUCGGACAGAGUCUUCCUGGAAUCGGCAAACACCUCAGCAAGGACCAGGACAGCAAGAAGCAUGGAUCACUGUUCCCAUCACUCUGGGGCCACAAGUACUAGGAAAACUAUCAAAUAUACAUAUACGAGCAAGCGGACUUGCGCUGUAUGUCGUGGUGCAUAUGAAACUGCGCUGUGAGCGCGAUUUCAAUGUUGUAUGAUUUUUCGAAUAAUUUUGAAUAAAGUGAUCAAAUUCUGAUAAA
Molecule: messenger RNA, 2090 nt
Organism: Nasonia vitripennis (jewel wasp)
Lineage: Eukaryota; Metazoa; Arthropoda; Insecta; Hymenoptera; Pteromalidae
Product: PE-PGRS family protein PE_PGRS47-like
Exons: 19
Coding region: 85-1950 (621 amino acids)
Source: RefSeq, a predicted model, not a curated record